Plasmodium coatneyi is the source of this 5493-nucleotide messenger RNA. RefSeq lists its product as uncharacterized. Bases 1 to 5493 code for a protein of 1830 amino acids. NCBI's taxonomy places the organism in Eukaryota, Apicomplexa, Aconoidasida, Haemosporida, Plasmodiidae. The transcript has 2 exons. The record is from RefSeq and is a predicted model, not a curated record.
AUGAUAUUUUCCCCUUUUGUUUUAAUUCUCUUGUCUUUGUUGCCUCCCCAAUGGAAAUGCCAUUUUUGCAAAUUUGAAAAGAACCAGGGGAAGUAUUUAUCCCCCCCAGUUGGAAAAGUGAGGAAGGACUCCAGGCUUUUUUUCCGGUUGCAUAGAAAGGGUAGUAGAGAUUAUCACCCAUGGAGAGAACAACAAGGUAUGUCAGUAUGCCCCUUAAGGGGGGGUAUUGUCUGUUUACAAAAUGAAAGGCCGAAUGACUGUGUAUGGAACCGACUUAGGUUAAAUACCCUACUUUGUGUUAGACCUUUCCAGCGCGAAUGUGCCUCCAUGUGCAGAAGUUUUGACAAACGGGGAAAGAACAAUACGACGCAGUGGGAAAGAUACAACAAGGAAAAGGCUCAAACGAUGUUUAUUUGGAGCAAGACAGGUUUCAAUUUUCCUAAGCGCAAAAGAGGUGGCAGGAGUGACCGUGCUUCAGGCGGAACCAUCAGCUGGAACAUCGGCACACGGUUUGAAGUUCAUAGGAAGGGGAAGUUACUACCUUGGGGGGGAGAAAAGGAUAGACUCCAGGACAGUUUCGCGCAAAUCACAAACGAUGUAAACCUUCCAGAUGGUAUUCCCACAGUGGGAGAAUCAUGCAACGGUUUCGAAAUGCCCCGAGACAGACCCUCAUCCUCCGAGUGCACUAAAACGUUUCUAAGAAACAUUCUGCAGAGAAGCUCCAUACAUAAUUGCACACAAAAUGAGGGCCUGUUCAGGAUGCUAAAGGGGAUAAACGCUCUGCUUAGCAAAUUACAUGUGAGUGAUUACGGAAAGGAAGACGAAGGAGGGGGUGUACUAGAUACCCAAUCUGUGUCUACAAAUGAGGGAGAUGCCAAAAGUGGAGAAGAACAAAUGAUUAAUGUGCACAACCUGAACAGGGGUACCCUUUCUAAGCGUAACUACCUGAACAAGACAGGCGAUUUUUCUACAACGGAUAAACAUAAUAUGAGUGGUGAACACACUUCUGCGUCUUCCUCCCCUCCCGAUGUACCCACAGGAAAGGAAUUUAAAACGUGGGGGUUGCCACUCAAUUUGAUGCUUAUAAAAUCGUGUGUCGAUAAAGUUGUAAAAUCCGUGUGUGCAGAUGAUCACGCUGAGAGGGAAAUUUCAAAAGGAAGUAACAUCUUUGUUAAGUGCGAAAAUGUUAUCCAAAAAAGGUUGUUCUUUCAUUUGGUGUGUCUUCACACACGGAUGGCGACGUGGACAGGGGGACGCCGAAGGGAUGUGAUUCUAUACCUUUACAGAGAGGACGAAGAGGAGGCAGAAAAUUUCUACAGCCAUUUGAAGGGUAUCUAUUCGGAAGAGUCGGUCAGCUUUUUUAAUUACAAAAAUUGCAUACAUAAUGAUAAGACGGCUUUUAUAAUUUUAUUAUCGUAUUAUGAAUUCUUCAACUUAACUCUACACGUUGCUAACAAAACGCCCGCUGAUUUGGAGGGGUACCUAAACGGAAAGGCGAGUUAUGGCUCUGGAUGUCCAAACCUGUUUUCCCUUUUUUCGCAGUUGCUUGUAAGUGAGCCCCACGGUGUUGCAGCGAAAUGCCACGAACCGCAGCACAAUUUUAAAAUAUUUCUAGACGAUUUCAACGUAACAUAUAAUUAUGGCCAAAGCGCGAUAGAGAAAAAUCUUUACGAGCAUCUUUUCCCUGCGAUUGACUUGCGAAGGGGGAACGUCACAUUUUAUCCUCUUCUGAGGACCUCCUUCCCCACGCUGUGGUUUAAAACUUGGCUGGAACAUGUCCACAAGGAGUGCUGUUCCGUCAAUCUGCGAAAAGGGAAAAACGUUUUUAUUUUGCACAAAAGGUUUAUUCUGCCGCUGUUGGAUGGGAAGGAAACCGCCCAGUGGAGCUCCAGCAGUUCGGGUAGAAGAGGCCCAAAAGAAAUUGCGCAAAGGGACAAGGCGAUGAUAAACCCAAGUUUGUAUCCCCUUUUCGAUCUGGCUACAAAUAAAAAAAGAAAUUUCCGAACCCCACAGGUGGAACAAUACAUGUCCAUUUUUAACAAACACAGAAAAGAAAUUAUCGUGGAGUAUUUGAAAAGACACAACUUGUACAAUAUAAAUAAGUUAAAAAGGAAAGACAAAAAAAUAAAAAGGAAAUUUAAUAUAGCCAGGCGUUUUUUAAAAAAAAAAAAAAAAAAUUUGCCAGAUUUGGAAAUUUCGCACUACAUAAAUUUCUUCAUGAAUAGGAAAAAAAAAGGAAGCAUAUUCUUCAGAAAAAACGUCAUUGAUUAUGGUUAUGUGGCAGAAAGGGAGUUUCUACAGGGGAGGGAUAAAAUACACAUAUUGACCAAGGGGUUAUUGUCUGGUUGGCAUUGUGGGGACGCAUCCUAUUCAGGUGAACCGCACAACAGUGUUAAACAAAUUGAUAGUUCGCGAAAAGUGGGCAGGCAGAAGGUACAUUGUUCCAAAUGGGAGGAAGAUGAAAAGUGCGAUGAAGAAAUGAAUGCCCCGUUUUUUUUGCAAAGUAGAGGAGAGACACGCCUUCGCUUCGGUAUAGACACGUCUCUCCCAAAUGAAUCAAAACAUUUUUUUUACAAAAGUGGAGACGCACAGGAAGGGUCGUCUCAAUCUACUGCGCGGGUCGUGGCUCCACUAUACCCUUGCAUUUACUACAGAUUCGAUAAGGACACGUUCGAAAAGUUUUCCAAAGAGGUGUACGCAGGGCUUCCGUUUUUACCUGAACGGUUCAGGCGAAAAUGGAGAAGUGUGUUAAAAAAAUAUGAACAGGAAAUACGGCCAAGUUUUUCCUUUAAAAAGUACCUCCGAAAGGGGCUCUUCCUGGUCAGGGAAAAGUUAAGCAAACUGGAAAAACAGUUCAUUGGAGAGUUACUAAAAAAUGACCUUAUAAAAAUUAUUUUGUCCUGUGUAGACAUUUCUUCGGAUGCUAUUGGGGUGAACACCGUGUUUGUGGAGGAUGUGCAGGUUUACGUAAAGGAUAAACUUCCUCAGUAUAAUCGGCUUCUUAACCUGAUAAAUGGCUUACACGGGGAGGUUAUAAAACACCCGUCCUGUGGGAGCAGCUCCUACGGGGAAGAAGGCCCCCCAGGGGAUGACUUAUACAGACUCCACUUUGUAAAAUACUUUUUGUAUUUAAAUUGGGCCAAGAUAUUCAGAAAAUACACCCUGUCAAAUAAUGACCUGUUAAAUUUAUGUGCAAAUAGCACAAACUGUUUUUUAAUCCCAAGGAGGUAUGAAGACAUUUCCAUUUUGUUAAAUUUGCAGAACGAGGGUUACUUAAAUAUAUCCCAUUUGCACAAAACGUUGUUGCGUGAUUUUUAUUUUAACCUGUACAGUAGCAGCAUCAGCAGGGGGAUUUCUUUUCUCCUGAACGGGGCAGGUGAAUGGCAAAUAAAUUCAUCACCCAUGUUUGAUGACCAGGUGAGCAGCGCUCCUGAGGGAGAAAAAUCCUAUCGCUUUUUCUAUACUCAGCGGAGGUGGGGCCAAGACCAAGUGGAAGGUCUCUCCCCACAUAAUAUCAUUCAUAUGGCAAUAAAAACAGCGCAAGGCGUUCACAAAAUUUACAAAUAUAAAGAGACGAAUGAGACCAUUCUGGUGGACCGUUUUUUGGGCAUGUCGAAUGAGACGGCCUACUCGAUUAACUACUUCGACUUUUUGUACUUUCACUUUUUGACGAACAAAAAUAUUGGAACAGUAAAAAGGCAGCUCAUAAAUAACGUGUUCGAAUUUUACGCCGUUCAGAGGAAAGAAUGGGAAAAGGUGUUUGUCACCUCCGACAGGGAGGACAAAAUGAAUGACUAUCUGGAGAGGGUCCAAGAAAUAAAAAAGUAUUUCCCAGAAGAUUACGCAUAUGUUUAUUACGAUACGUUUGUAAAAUAUAACAACGUAAGGAAGGAAGUGAGAAAGAAAUUGAGAAAUAUAUACAGGCAAAAGUAUAGCAUGCUGCGUGAAAGCAUCUGUGAAGGAGACCAAACUGAUGUGGUCCUGACUACUGUCGACGAGGAGCGCUGCAUCAUUCUGGACGUGUAUAAAAUGAACCCAUCCAUGGGGGAGAAAAAAAAAAAACAGAAAAGUGACCUGUACGUUUGCGCCAACAGCAAAGGUGACCUCUUCAUAUGCAACAUAUUCUUUUUUGAUAGAGUCUUAAAGGAUAAAGAAAUGUGUGACUUUAUUAGGGAAAGAAACAAAGGCAUAAACUACGUUGAUUUUUUAUUUGGCCAAAGGGACGUGGUUAAUUACGAGCUGCUUUUUAAUGAGCGCCACUUCCCCUUUGAUAUUCAUCUGGGAGAUUGCAAAAACUGCGCAGACGGAAAGGACAACAAGUGUCACCCCACAGACGGGGAAAAAAAAAAAAAAAAAAAAAUUUUCCACCAAUUUGUAGUCAACAAAAUCAGGAUAAACGAAACUUCGGGCAGUCAGAAAAAGUGUAAUAAUAAUAAGGAGGAACAAAUUUCGCAACCGCAUGGGGAGGAAACGAAAAUGGUGAAUGUGGAGGACUUAUUUAAAAAUUGGUACAGCGAAAAUUUGUACAGUCGGAGAAGGAGGCUUUCCCUUUACUGGAAAAAGUUGAUGACCUUGAAGAGGGAAAUGCUUAAUCAAUGCGCCAGCAGGUUGAACAAGGACAUGGGGAAAAAUGCACACAUAGGAUGUGUAGAAGAGGACCACUAUAACAAAGCGGAACGGCAUCCCGUGGAGGAGAAAAAAAAACCUGUGACGUACGAAGUGAACCGGUUCAGCGAAGGUGCCACGACAAGUUGUGUGACGCGGAACGGACACUGCCAAUCAUCUGAAAACAAAAUUAUGAGCGCGAAAAUUAUGGGCACCCUCAAGAAAUACAAAAAAAAAAAAAACAGUGGAAAUAGAAAUAAUUACACAAAGGAGAUGAACAAAGUGGAUCGAAUAUUUGGAAACAAAAGAAAGACCAUAAUGGAUGAAUUUAGGAACAUGUUGUCUUUUCUACAACACCUCGAUCUUAUCGACACGCUCAGGAAGUUUCUAAACCCAUACGUUCGAAAUAGUCUCUGGUUUUACGUCAUAACUCUGUACCUUAACCAGCAGUAUGAGAUUGACCCAGGGAAGUUCCUUGUCCAGCCGGAACGCGUAAUUAUAAUUUUUUACAUAUGUUUUUGCAAAGGAAAGGGGGAUUACUUGGGGAACUAUUUGGCUUCUUUUCAAGUCGAUAACGAUGGAUUGCGGGACGUUGUCGUGGAUGUGUUUGCAUACAAGCAGUUGUUAUGCUGUGUGCAGGACAGGUUCCAAAUCAACGUGGAAAUCCCGUUCAACCUGGAGGGCGUGCAAAACGUGUACGAUGGGUUAAUUAAAUUAAGGGAAAAAAAGUACACAGAAAUGGACCUCGAGGUGAAGGCCAAACUGAGUAAGCUGAGCACCAUCGUUCAGGUAUGUAUUUCCAACAAUUUUAACCAAGGCGUAAAUCAAAUUCUGCUUAACUUUGUUCGUUCUGUGGACCACAUGAGGACAAUCACCCAGGUGAUGUAG